Molecule: messenger RNA, 417 nt
Organism: Hyposmocoma kahamanoa
Lineage: Eukaryota; Metazoa; Arthropoda; Insecta; Lepidoptera; Cosmopterigidae
Product: flotillin-2-like
Exons: 4
Coding region: 1-417 (138 amino acids)
Biological process (GO): regulation of myoblast differentiation; protein localization to plasma membrane
Cellular component (GO): plasma membrane
Source: RefSeq, a predicted model, not a curated record
AUGGAUCACUUCCUCGAGACUCGAAGGGAAAGAGGAUGCUUCCGCUCCUCACAGAAGCGUGUCAUCGGCGGUUGGGCCUGGGCCUGGUGGCUGGUCACCCAUGUUCAGAGGAUCUCACUUACGGUGAUGACCCUCAACCCUAUCAGCGAAUGUGUGGAGACAGUGUCAGGGGUGGCCCUUACCAUAACCGGAGUCGCCCAAUGCAAGGUUAUGAACGAAGAUGAACUUCUAACAACUGCUUGUGAGCAGUUCUUAGGCAAGGACGUCAAGGAGAUCAAAAUGACUAUACUUCAAACGCUGGAGGGUCAUCUACGAGCUAUUAUCGACACUGUUCUGAUCAAAUUCCUCGUUAUCGAUAGGAAAGAACAGAAACUGUCGUUUAGAAGGGUAUUUAUAAGAGGCUACGGAUUUUUGUAG